CAACCACGGCGCGCCGGAGAGAGACUGCCUCGCCGCUCCGUCCAUCCCUAGCCCAUCACCACCACUCUCGUUCCCCGGCACAUGCAGCUCCCACAAAUCCAGCAACCAAUCCACCAUCUCCACACCCCCCUAUUCCCUGCGUAGCUCCUCCUCGCCCUCGCACAACACACACGCUUCCCCAGACCCAAGCAAGCGCAGCAGCAGCCAGAGCCAGCCACCCUUCGCUUCCACUCCGCGCCUCCCAUUACUCAGAUCCAAGCACCUCUGCUGCAUACCCAAAUCCAGCUUGAGCCACCACCACCAUGCCGCCGCGGCUGCUCCGCCUAGCGGCGCUCCUCCUCCUCUGCGCCACGCUCGCCGCACCCGAACCAGACGCCGACAGGGCGGCACUCCUCGACUUCCUCUCAGGCGUAAACGGCGGCCGCGCGCGCAUCAACUGGGCCACCACCCUGCCCGUCUGCGCCAACUGGACCGGCAUCACCUGCAGCCCCGACGGCACCCACGUCACCGAGCUCCGUCUCCCCGGUCUCGGCCUCACAGGCCCAUUCCCACGCCGCACGCUCGGCCGCCUCGCGGCGCUGCAGGUGCUCAGCCUGCGCGCCAACACCCUCACGGGCGCCUUCCCGGACGAGCUCCUGGCCCUCGACCGCCUCACGGGGCUCCACCUCCAGCUCAACGCCUUCUCCGGCGCCCUGCCCCCCGACCUCGCCCGGCUGCGCGCGCUGCAGGUGCUCGACCUCUCCUUCAACGCCUUCACCGGCGCCCUCCCCGCGCAGCUCUCCGCCGACCUCCUCGCGCUCAACCUCUCCAACAACUCCCUCUCCGGCCCCGUCCCGGACCUCGCCCUCCCCGCGCUCCAGUUCCUCAACCUCUCCAACAACCACCUCGCCGGCCACAUCCCCCGCUCCCUCCUCCGCUUCCCCGACUCAUCCUUCGCCGGAAACACCCUAACCCGCUCCACUCCCCUCCCCCCACUCCCCCCACCGUCAUCACCCACCCCGACCGCGCCAUCCACCAAACACCAUCGUCUAACCGAGGCGGCCAUCCUCGCCACCGUCGUCGGCGGCUGCGUCCUGGCCUUCGCCGUCACCGCCGUGCUCCUCAUAGCCUUCUGCAACCGCCGUCCCACCACCUACGAGGACAAGGCCGCCGACAAAAAAGGCCGGGAAUCCCCCGAGUCCAAGGCGGUGACGGGCAAAGCCAACGACGGCAACCGGCUCGUCUUCUUCGAGGGCCCGUCCCUGGCCUUCGACCUCGAGGACCUGCUCCACGCCUCCGCCGAGGUGCUCGGCAAGGGCGCCUUCGGCACGGCCUACCGCGCGCUGCUCGAGGACGCCACCACCGUCGUCGUCAAGCGCCUCAAGGAGGUCAGCGCCGGCCGCCGCGACUUCGAGCAGCAGAUGGAGCUCAUCGGCCGGAUCCGCCACGGCAAUGUGGCCGAGCUGAGGGCAUACUACUACUCCAAGGACGAGAAGCUGCUCGUCUACGACUACUACGCCAGGGGAAGCGUAUCCAACAUGCUACAUGGGAAGAGAGGUCUGGACAGAACACCAUUGGAUUGGGAAACUAGAGUAAGGAUAGCCCUGGGUGCAGCUAGAGGGAUCGCACACAUUCACACCGAGAACAAUGGGAAAUUUGUUCAUGGCAACAUCAAGGCCUCAAAUGUCUUCCUCAACGGCCAGCAAUAUGGCUGCAUCUCUGACCUUGGCUUGGCAUCACUGAUGAACCCGAUAACAGCAAGGUCCCGUUCUCUGGGAUACUGCGCACCUGAGAUCACCGACACAAGGAAAUCGACACAAUGUUCUGAUGUCUACAGCUUCGGUGUCUUCAUACUCGAGCUCCUCACAGGCAAGUCGCCCGUUCAGAUAACCGGCGGGGGCAAUGAGGUUGUGCACCUUGUCAGGUGGGUGCAGUCCGUUGUCCGGGAGGAGUGGACCGCCGAAGUGUUUGACGGCGAGCUGAUGAGGUACCCUAACAUCGAGGAGGAGAUGGUGGAGAUGCUUCAGAUCGCAAUGGCAUGCGUCUCAAGGACCCCAGAACGGCGACCGAAGAUGCUGGACAUGGUGAGGAUGCUUGAAGAGGUUGGCAGGAAUGAUGUUGGAACUCGGCCUUCGACAGAGGCCUCGACUCCGGUGGGGGAAGCUUGGAACAAGGCAGAAAGCUCAUCUGCAGCCCUCUGAGCUCGCUAUCUUUUCUUUUUCGUCUUUGCAAGUGUAGGAGCACGGAUAGGUCUGUGUUUUGACGGCACUGUAUGAUUCUUUUGUCUUAUGAUUACAUGUUACGAAAUUGUAA
Messenger RNA from Lolium perenne, 2292 nucleotides. Its product is annotated as probable inactive receptor kinase At4g23740. Gene Ontology annotation, biological process: protein phosphorylation. Lineage: Eukaryota; Viridiplantae; Streptophyta; Magnoliopsida; Poales; Poaceae. The record is from RefSeq and is a predicted model, not a curated record. Gene Ontology annotation, molecular function: protein kinase activity; protein binding; ATP binding.